AUGAGGAUCACGAACGUCGGCGACAAGGUGCUGAUCCUCCAUCAGGACCUGCGGAUCGGGAUCUGGCUGGCCGGCGAUCAUGUCCCGCGACUGCCAGACUCGGAUCCGGAUGCGGAAGAUCCGCCAAGGCCUGCGGUGGAGCGCCCCGAGUAUGAAACUCCGCGCGAAAUACUGCAACGACCAAGGCCGACGACGAUCAAGUGUCUGAAGGGCGGAUCAGAUGGAGAUCAAGAGGUCUCUGACCCUUUGGAUAAUUCGCCGUCGGACAACCCGCCGCUGGAUUGUCGACCGUGGGAUGUGGCGUCUGUCGCAAGUGAUGGGUCGGAUCUGUCGUCUAUCGCAGAUGACGAUUCUAUGUCGCAUGUUGUAACGGUCGUGAAGGCGCUGGACGAUCAGGAUCCAUGCGUAUCAGGUAUUACAACUGCGGAUCUGCCCUUAGUCGAGGAUCCAGCCGUGGAACCGGUAUGGGCAGAGGAAGCCCCUAGUGGUGCAACUGGCGCGGAUCAAGAUCCACCAGUUCAGGAAGUCCAAGAUCCGAAGGUGGUGACGCUGAAGGGUGAUGGGUCGCACCCAUCAUCAUUGAUGGGUAAAAGGGACGAGGAUCCUGCAGCUGUUUUGGAAGAUCAACCGGACCCAGCGGAUCUGGACCUUACCUGGGACUCGGAUCAGGAUUACGACGAAUGUGUGUAUUACCACGGAGGCAGCUAUCUCUACGCUGAAGACGUCGACGGACAACUAGCGGUACUGCCUGAAGUCCCAGCAACGACGGAAGAUGUGAGGAUCGAGGAUAUCCAAUUGUGCGGAUCCGACAAUCAGACGCCUGAAGAGAUCGACCGACUCCACCAGCGGAUCUGGAAGUUCAGACAUCUCCUGAUCGGCAAAUCUCCGGUGCAUUGA
Messenger RNA from Phytophthora megakarya, 897 nucleotides. The record is from the annotation of a GenBank genome assembly. Lineage: Eukaryota; Oomycota; Peronosporomycetes; Peronosporales; Peronosporaceae.